Molecule: messenger RNA, 2497 nt
Organism: Propithecus coquereli (Coquerel's sifaka)
Lineage: Eukaryota; Metazoa; Chordata; Mammalia; Primates; Indriidae
Gene: PGM2L1
Product: phosphoglucomutase 2-like 1
Exons: 14
Coding region: 265-2133 (622 amino acids)
Biological process (GO): carbohydrate metabolic process
Molecular function (GO): glucose-1,6-bisphosphate synthase activity; intramolecular phosphotransferase activity
Source: RefSeq, a predicted model, not a curated record
GGGACUGUUGUUCUGUCGCGGCGCGACCGCCUCAGUCAGCUCGCUCCAAGACCCGGACCUGGUCCUCUGGGGAGCUGGCGGCCAUAUCCCCCCUUUCUCCCGGUUCCCUAAAGCUGCGGCAGGAGCUGGCGCAAAUACCCAGCGGUUGGUCUCUGAUGCCCUUCGGUGAGGAGGGGACGUCUGGACCCUGGUGAACGCUCCCCAGACCCCACUAACUCGGUGUUUUCGCUGGACCCCCGGCCUGCACACCGCAGUCUGCCUGCCAUGGCUGAAAACGCAGAGGGGGACCUGAACUCCAACCUGCUCCACACCGCCUACCACACCGGGGACCCUCAGCUAGACACGGCCAUCGGGCAGUGGCUCCGCUGGGAUAAGAAUCCCAAAACAAAAGAGCAGAUUGAAAAUCUGUUACGAAAUGGGAUGAACAAGGAGCUGCGUGAUCGUCUUUGUUGCCGAAUGACUUUUGGGACUGCAGGACUUCGUUCUGCCAUGGGGGCAGGGUUUUGCUAUAUUAAUGACCUUACAGUAAUACAGUCAACACAGGGGAUGUACAAAUACCUUGAGAGAUGUUUCUCAGACUUCAAGCAGAGAGGCUUUGUCGUUGGGUACGACACUCGGGGUCAAGUAACUAGCAGCUGCAGCAGCCAGAGGCUUGCUAAACUCACUGCUGCAGUCUUGCUGGCCAAAGAUGUUCCUGUGUAUCUUUUUUCAAGAUAUGUUCCUACACCUUUUGUACCGUAUGCAGUCCAGGAGCUCAAUGCAGUUGCAGGUGUGAUGAUUACUGCAUCUCACAACCGCAAGGAAGACAAUGGAUACAAGGUUUAUUGGGAAACUGGUACUCAGAUCACAUCUCCUCAUGAUAAAGAAAUUCUGAAAUGUAUAGAAGAAUGUGUGGAACCCUGGAAUGGUUCCUGGAAUGAUAAUUUAGUGGAUACCAGCCCACUGAAGAGAGAUCCUCUGCAAGACAUUUGCAGGAGAUACAUGGAAGAUCUGAAAAAAAUCUGUUUUCACAGGGAGUUAAACUCAAAAACCACCUUGAAAUUUGUGCACACAUCUUUUCAUGGGGUCGGACAUGACUAUGUGCAGUUGGCUUUUCAAAUGUUUGGUUUUAAGCCUCCAAUUCCAGUACCAGAACAAAAAGAUCCUGAUCCAGACUUCUCUACUGUUAAAUGCCCAAAUCCUGAAGAAGGAGAAUCCGUGCUGGAACUUUCUCUGAGACUGGCAGAGAGAGAAAAUGCCCGAAUAGUGCUAGCCACAGAUCCUGAUGCAGACCGACUGGCAGUGGCAGAACUUCAGGAGAAUGAUCGUUGGAAAGUUUUCACAGGGAAUGAGCUGGCAGCUUUGUUUGGGUGGUGGAUGUUUGAUUGCUGGAAGAAAAAUAAAUCAAGAAAUACUGAUGUGAAGAAUGUUUACAUGUUAGCCACCACAGUCUCUUCUAAAAUUUUGAAAGCAAUUGCACUUAAAGAAGGAUUUCAUUUUGAAGAAACAUUACCAGGUUUUAAAUGGAUUGGAAGUAGGAUAAAAGACCUCCUGGAAAAUGGGAAAGAAGUCCUUUUUGCAUUUGAAGAGUCUAUUGGUUUUCUGUGUGGAACUUCAGUUUUGGAUAAAGAUGGGGUGAGUGCAGCCGUUGUUGUUGCCGAGAUGGCAUCUUACCUGGAAGCCAUGAAUGUAACAUUGAAACAGCAACUAAUUAAGGUUUAUGAAAAAUAUGGUUAUCAUAUUUCAAAAACUUCAUAUUUCUUAUGUUAUGAUCCACCUACCAUCAAAAGUAUAUUUGAAAGGCUUCGUAAUUUUGAUUCUCCGAAAGAAUAUCCAAAAUUUUGUGAGACAUUUGCUAUACUGCAUGUACGGGACAUUACCACGGGAUAUGACAGCAGUCAGCCUAAUAAGAAAUCAGUGCUGCCUGUGAGUAAAAAUAGCCAAAUGAUUACAUUUACUUUUCAAAAUGGCUGUGUUGCUACUCUUCGGACAAGUGGGACGGAACCAAAGAUAAAGUAUUAUGCAGAGAUGUGUGCAUCACCUGACCAGAGUGACAUUGCCUUACUGGAAGAAGAACUGAAGAAACUCAUUGAAGCUCUGAUUGAGAAUUUUCUUGAGCCCAGUAAGAAUGGACUGACCUGGCGUUCUGUUUAGGGGUACACCAGUGGGUCACGACUUUGUACUGGCAUAUGGAACAGAACAACCAAGAACUCCACGCAUUGAACCUUGUGUUAGUAUUCUCUAUCUCAUCUGGCCAAGUAUCUUUUGCCUUUUAUUUUCUUUGUUUUUUGUCCACUGACUAAACAAACUGUAUAAAUUUAAAAUGAAGUGGUCUGGAGGGAAAUGAUUGAGUUUUUUUCAUAAUCGUGAACAAAAGUUAGUACAUUAAAAAUAUUAGAGUCACGUGUUGUUCUUCCUUUAACAGAAACAUAACAAUACAAAAGGAAGUUUUCUUAUUAAAGUGUGAUUAAGCCUAGUUCCAUAUAUUGUAAUUGUGUAUAGCAUGGUAAAAGAAAAA